GAAGUCACCCCAGCAGCCCCUCGCCUUUCGCGCGAGGCCGGGGGGCGGGGCGGGCGCGCGGAGCAUGGGGAGGCCGGAGCUGGCCUUAAGCUGCAGAGCGAGGGGCGGAGGCGGAGAGAGCGGGAAGCCCAGCACGCCCGGCCGGGGAAGGAGUCGCUACUCGCUGGAGCGCUCGCCGAGCUGACGGAGAGCCGGGAUACCCUGGACAGCGCCUCGCCGCGCCGCCGCCGCCUCCUCGCCUUGCCGAGCGCGCCCCGCCGCCUUCCCGCCCAGAGACCCCCUUCGGCGGCGGCAACAUGGAACACCUGAAGGCAUUUGACCAUGAAGUAAAUGAGUUUGUGGACUAUAUGUUUGGAGCUAGAGAUCCCAGGGUCAGAGGAUGGCUCAUGCUGGAUUCUUACUUGCCCACUUUUUCCCUCACUGUUGCGUAUCUUCUCUUCAUAUGGCUGGGUACCACAUUUAUGAAGAACAGGCCUGCUCUAUCACUCAGGGGUCUUCUCAUUGUAUAUAACCUUGGAGUCACCAUGCUUUCGUUUUACAUGCUUAUAGAGCUAAUUCUUGCCACUUGGGAAGGAGGUUAUAACUUACAAUGUCAAAACCUGACCAGUGCAGGAGAAGCCGACAUCCGGGUGGCCAAGGUGUUGUGGUGGUAUUACUUCUCCAAAGUCAUUGAAUUUGCUGACACGAUGUUCUUUGUUCUGCGGAAGAAAAACAGUCAGAUUACUUUCCUUCACGUUUAUCAUCACGCCACUAUGUUUAACAUCUGGUGGUGCGUCAUGAACUGGAUACCUUGCGGACAAAGUUUCUUUGGACCCACCUUGAACAGUUUUAUCCACGUCCUCAUGUACUCCUACUAUGGACUGUCCGUCAUUCCAUCCAUGCGCAAGUAUCUGUGGUGGAAGAAAUACCUCACUCAGGCACAACUGAUCCAGUUUUUGCUCACCAUUACACACACGCUCAGUGCAGUUGUGAAGCCAUGUGGAUUUCCAUUUGGUUGCCUCAUCUUCCAGUCUUCAUACAUGGCCACACUGGUCAUUCUGUUUGUUAACUUCUAUGUUCAGACAUAUCGGAAAAGACCUUCAAGAACCAAUACAAAAGAGGCCUCUCUAGUAACAGAAGUCAAGAACGGGUUCCAUAAAGACUACAUAAUGGCAUCUAAUGGUGCUCUGAACAAAAAAGCACAAUAAUAUAUUUUAUUAUACUGUAGUGUACAAAAUCCUUCCUCUUCUUUUUUUUUUUUUGCUAAGGCCCCCCCAAAACACGAGUUGACCAGGCAGUUGUGCACAGCUGUAGUACAAGAUUCGACUCUGUUUUGUUAACGUUUAGCAAUUUUUACUCCCUUGUUUAACUCACGAUUGAUGACUUGUUUUUAACAACGUAGUUUCAAGUGUUUUGAUAAAUACCUCCAUCGAAACGGUGAGGACAUGCUGUCUCUUUCACCCAGCCAAAACAAAGCCACAUUUUGUAAAUUUUAAUCGUGGGCAGAAUGCCUGACAAGAGUUGUUCCUUGGGAUAAUGAAGGUAUGGGGUGGUGGUGCUUUGAACAAAAUCCUACCUAUUGAAACCAGCGGCAGGUUCACAGGUAUUAGUUGUGCAGACAUACAGUAUAUAAUCUCUGUCUUAGGAAGAAGUGUGUGUUUUAGUAUGGUUGCAUGGUGACACUAACUUUGUUCCCCCCUUGGAUUCCAGGAAAAAAAGUGACUUGUAUACUAAAAAUCUUUGUUAAUAUCUUCAUGGGGAUAAAGAGAGGUAAGAGGAUUGCUCUUACUCCACGUUCUGGCAAGAGGCAGUGUAAGGUGCUCCAGAAUUUCCUCCAACUUCACGUGCCAACUAAGAACACCUGAACUGCAUUGUCCACCCUGAAACCAUCCAAACGCUGGUGUACCUGCUGCCACCCUUUAAAAAUGUGCUGCAACAGGUAUACCAGCUGCAGAUCACCUUGCAGAAAAUGUGUUGGGGCAUAACCCGUUAUGCUAAGCAGCGAUCGGUCAUCUGACAGAGCCGACUGCAACCUUGCUAUUGUCUUUUUUACCCUUCACAAUGCUUCCUUGGCUCACCAAGAAAGGUAUGGUUUAUAUCCAACCCCCUGGUUUUAAAUCUGUGUGACUGCAGAAUACAAGUUCACUAGAUGCACCAUAAUAGUCUUCCUAUGAAGCAUUGUGGAAACCAGGAAGAGGGGCUUGCUUACAGGCAGGCAUCACCAAUACUGGAGCAUGAAAGUGCACAGCUGAUAAGACUUAAGGCAACCCUAUACAGGUUUGCUGAGAAAUAAAUCCUACCCAUUUCAAUGGGACUUAGUGUCCAUUGUGUGGGAUUGCAGCCUCAGAGUUUUAGCAUUAAAAUAUGAUAAGUCAGAUCACUUGCACCACCAGCAGCCCCCGUUUUGAAAGCUGAACCCCUACUUCAUGAGCUUUGCGCCUUCUUAAUUUCUUGCUGUGGGUCCAUAAGCCCAUAUGCUUGAGCCACCUUCUCCGACAUUUAAGUGCUUCUCUCUCUACUCUAUUCUAGCAGCCACCAUACCUGUUUAGGUGUGUUCUGUUACCAGCAGAUUAAGCCUGUUCACCACUCGGAUGCUAUGGCCUACGGUUACAGUGGUAAGAAGCUAGAUUCUGCCACACAUUCGUAAGUGUCAUCAAAGCAUACAGUCCCCUUUCAAACAGUUUUAUCUUGUGGGACACUUAACAUUUGCUGCUGAUGGACAUUGGUAGUGACAGAGCUUGGUUUAAUGCAGCUUUUAUUCCUAGUAUGAACCUAAGAAAUUCAGGCUACCAAGCAGCUGCUUGAUUCUGUACUAUGACAAAACAUCAGCAGCAGGAAGCAGCUCUGCAGCUAAGACCGCUCAGCCUUGCUGAGAAAAACACUUACCAUUCCACACAUCCAUUAUUUAAUUCCCAUGUUGGCCACCCCUCUCCCAGUUGGUGCAAACAAGGCCAGCCACCUUAGACAAUUUGGUACCCUAACUUUGUAUGACUGAUGGCUCCAAAUGUAAUCGGCACACAUUAAAACCUGGAGGAUGAGGAGGCAGAAGCGUUGGGGAAAGGAAAAAAUAGUUGUGUCUGGAGUCCAGGUGCAGGAGACAACAGAAUCCUAAAAGCUCAGCGUUAGCACAAGGACUAUGACCCUGAGCAUGUUUAUUUGCAAAUGAUUCUCACUUAAAUCAGUAGGACUUACUCUGGGGAGAAAAAAGCUUUGCUAGAAAACUGGGGGGGGGGGAGCAAAUAUAUGCACCAUGCCUUUAUGAAGGUGAACUGUUGCCACUGAUGGGUAAAAACAGUAAGAAAAUAAGAUUCAUCAAAGCACCCUAAGCAUUUGAUUCUUAGAAACUAUCAACCUUUAGGAAUUCAAGUGGAAGCCAGGAAGCAAUGACACUUUUCCCCUCUAGAGGGUAGUACACACAGCACUACAUGAAACCAAAUGACCACUUGAGUGUGGCCAGAAAGAUCCUUGAAGUGACUAAUUCUUUGCCUCUGUUUUACUCAAAUAAAAUCCACUUGAAUUUAGAGUUCUGGCAUAGAAAUUCUCACCAGCAUUCCAUAAUGCCUGAAGCAACCCCCACCUGUGUGAGGAGCUCCCAUGUUCAGCAACCUACAGAUAUGUAGCCUGCUGAAGCCGUGAUGGGUGCUUGAUUCCUUCGUCUCCGGGAGACAUGGUUCCACUUGACUUCCAACACUUGAUGACUGCUGAAAACAACUCUUGGAACAAACAGGUGUUUGAAUUUUAACCUGAGACAGACACACUUUUAAUCCAAACACAGCCUGAAAACCUUUGCAUCGGGGAUGUGAAAUUCAUCCAAAAAUGACAAGCCAUUCCGAGGAGCUCUCAGAUCUCCUGGUAUUUGUUAGUUCAGGUAUGAAAGUUUACUGUGCAGCGAACAUUCACAGCAGGGGUGGCUAACCAUUGCUGGUGUUGCUGAAGCCCCAACUCCCAUCCAACUUGGCCAGGCUGGCAGGCACUGGAGGCUGUGGGGAGUGUUAGCAACUGCACACCUCACCCCUGGGUUUAAAGGGUUUUUGUUCCAUUUUUAAGGAUGUGCUGGGGGGGGGGCAGGGAAGGGGAGGAACAUUGCCUUACUCAAUCUUUCAAAGGGCUGAAAAAUACACUGUAGAUUUAAAACCACUUGAUAAAAUCGUAAUCAGGUACAUGUCUGAAUACGCAAAAACUAGUAACAUGCUGCUAUUCUGAACAACCAUCAGGAUAACAACUUCUGAAAUUAUUUUCCUGUAUCAGUGUUUGCCGUUGAAAAUAAAACACGUUUUACAGUCAA
Molecule: messenger RNA, 4264 nt
Organism: Podarcis muralis (Common wall lizard)
Lineage: Eukaryota; Metazoa; Chordata; Lepidosauria; Squamata; Lacertidae
Gene: ELOVL2
Product: ELOVL fatty acid elongase 2
Biological process (GO): very long-chain fatty acid biosynthetic process; sphingolipid biosynthetic process; fatty acid elongation, polyunsaturated fatty acid
Cellular component (GO): endoplasmic reticulum membrane; endoplasmic reticulum
Molecular function (GO): fatty acid elongase activity
Source: RefSeq, a predicted model, not a curated record